AGCUCGACCACGACGGCAGCUCUAGGGACACUUCAAUCAUGAGGCCAAGCCCUCAGACACUGCCACGAUGACGAUAAGACCAUUGCAGAAGAUUUCUUCUGGCCGAAACGGCCUCGGGGCCUUCGUCUUGCAAUGCAAGAAGAUGGACUUCCACUACUGCGACUGGGCAGGGAGUUCCAGGGGCAUGAAUGGUUUUAUCAAGUCGCAUCUCCCCCAAUUCGCCGCCGCACACCCCCAGAUCGAGUUCACCGUUUCGCCCCGGCCCUCGAAACACCCCGUCAUUAUCGGGCACUACAUCAAUGGCCGCCAGAAGGCCAUCUGCGUACGGAAUAUGGAGCCUCUACAGGUCAUGCGGAAGGCAGAGUUGCUACGGGAUGCCAGUGGGGAGAGGCUGAGGAGGACAGCGAAGCCCGUCCAGAGCACCAACCCCAGUGUCAGAGGUAUUUGGUCGCCAUUCCAUGGCAACGGGAUGGCAGUAUAGAUGGACGACGGCAUUGCGUGUACAAAUAAGCAGGCGUAUCAGUGGGCCGUGGCUGCCUCUGGGUUGCGGCAUGUACCAUAUCAAGGCUGUUAGGGAACUAGACCGUCUAGGGGUUCCUGUUGUGGCUCCCAUGUUCUGUAUUAAGGUGGUCGGGAAGGCAAAGCAUGCAAGUUGCAAUAUCUCUCGGGAACAGGGGCUGACAUUGUACCACACAACGGUAAUGGGCAGAUAUGCAAAAUGUGCCAUAUAUCUUUUCUAUUCAUG
This is a messenger RNA of Phialemonium atrogriseum, 745 nucleotides long. Its product is annotated as thioredoxin-like protein. Gene Ontology annotation, molecular function: structural constituent of ribosome. Gene Ontology annotation, biological process: mitochondrial translation. The coding region runs from base 68 to 481 and encodes 137 amino acids. Gene Ontology annotation, cellular component: mitochondrial large ribosomal subunit. NCBI's taxonomy places the organism in Eukaryota, Fungi, Ascomycota, Sordariomycetes, Cephalothecales, Cephalothecaceae. The record is from RefSeq and is a predicted model, not a curated record. The transcript has 3 exons.